AUGUUCGUGAGACUCCCAUCAGAGUCUAUAGCUAGGUUUCACUACCUUUCGAAACAAUGGGCAUCCACACUUGGCCGUCAAGAUUUCACUGAUAUGUUUCUGAAGAAUUCCACGAGUCAUCCACGGCUCUUGUUCACCGUCCAAGUUAAUGGCAAGUUAUUCUUCUUCUCUUCACCUCAGGCUCGAAGCCCUGAAGCUGACUCAUCUCUUGUAGCCACCCGAUAUCGUACGUUUUCCCUCGAACGUUACCGCCAUGGAAUAUGUCCCCCGACCCGUGGAUGGCUCUGUUAUCGAGGUCGGGAAAAGGAAGAUACUCCGGUGAUUUGUAAUCCCGCCACUGGAGAGAUUCUUGCAUUACCCAAAACGAAUUGGACUUUUGCAAGAACUUAUUUUGGGUAUGAUCCGAUGGACAAAGUAUUCAAAGUGUUGUGUAUAUCUGCGAAGUCGGUUCAACAUCAAGUUCUGACAGUGGAUACAAGAAGAAUUAUUAGAUGGAGAUGGAUAGUAUGCAAACGACAUGAUCCUUGGUUAUAUGGUCAUGGGAUAUGCAUAGAUGGGGUUUUGUAUUAUUGCGCUCGCGUUCAUAAAGAGAGUGUACUAGUGUGCUUUGAUGUUACAAGUGAGAAGUUUAGCUUUAUCAAUAUAGAUGAUGGAAGCAUGACUUUAGACUCUACUUUGAUCAACUACAAAGGUAAAUUAGGUUUGGUUCAGUUUAAAGACAGCGAUCAAAGAAGUCUUUGUUUGUGGUUGCUAGAAGAUGCUGAGAAACAUGAAUUCUCAAAGCAUAUAUGUGAGUUUCCUCUUUGGUGGCAAGAUAUGGAUUCCCGUUGCUCUUACGACAUUGUUGGAACGACUGCUGGUACGUGUGAUAUUGUCUUGUCGCCGUGCAGUUUACAAGACCGUCUUUAUGUUUUUUACUACAACGUGGAGAGGAAGACUUUGGUAAGAAUUGAAAUACAAGGACACGGGCUAAAGUUAACGAAUUCUGUACUUCAUACAUUUCAAGAUUACGUAGAGGAUGUGAAGCUAAUUAUGGAAAGUCCUCAGGGCUUGGUUAAUUCUGUACUUGAAAGUGUUGUUAAUUGUUAG
Molecule: messenger RNA, 1089 nt
Organism: Microthlaspi erraticum
Lineage: Eukaryota; Viridiplantae; Streptophyta; Magnoliopsida; Brassicales; Brassicaceae
Source: the annotation of a GenBank genome assembly